Molecule: messenger RNA, 5163 nt
Organism: Rhinichthys klamathensis goyatoka
Lineage: Eukaryota; Metazoa; Chordata; Actinopteri; Cypriniformes; Leuciscidae
Gene: slc4a4a
Product: solute carrier family 4 member 4a
Exons: 28
Coding region: 200-3541 (1113 amino acids)
Biological process (GO): monoatomic anion transport; bicarbonate transport; transmembrane transport
Cellular component (GO): plasma membrane; basolateral plasma membrane
Molecular function (GO): monoatomic anion transmembrane transporter activity; solute:inorganic anion antiporter activity; sodium:bicarbonate symporter activity
Source: RefSeq, a predicted model, not a curated record
CGCAUUUUGAAGCGUCCAGUUGUUCUGCUGCUUCAGCAGACGCGCGUCUCUCACAUGCGGCGGGGCACAUUCAGACAGAACUGGAGAGCGCCCAGUAACCGGACAGUUGAAACGUUUGCCGUUGCAGUGUUUCCAUUGAUCGCGCUGGACUGAAACAUCAAACCACUGGAAUAAAUUAUCAGCUAUUCAACUUCACAAAAUGAGCGCCGGGAAGAGGGUGGAGGAUGAGGCCGUGCUGGACAGAGGGGCCUCGCUACUCAAGCACUUGUGUGAUCAGGAAGAGGUUGAAGGUCACCACACCAUAUACAUCGGUGUGCAUGUGCCUAAGAGCUACCGUCGACGGAGACGUCAUCGCCGGCGCACCAGUCACAAGGACAGAAAGGAGAAAGUGACUGAGAACACUUCGGACAGGUCAGACGCAGAGAACAAUGAGGAGGCCAGCAACAGCAUCCUCAAACCACUCAUUUCACCUGCUGCGGAGCGCAUCCGAUUCAUGCUGGGAGAGGACGAUGACAGUCCAGCGCCUCCUCAGCUCUUCACAGAGCUGGACGAGCUACUGUCUGUUGAUGGCCAGGAGAUGGAGUGGAAGGAAACUGCCAGGUGGAUCAAGUUUGAAGAGAAGGUGGAAAAAGGUGGGGAGCGAUGGAGUAAACCACAUGUGGCCACUCUGUCCCUACAUAGUCUCUUUGAACUUAGGACGUGUAUAGAGAAGGGCACCAUCAUGCUGGACCUAGAGGCCUCCACACUGCCAGGGGUCGUUGAAAUGAUCACUGACAGUCAGAUUGAGAAUGGUCUCUUGAAAGCUGACCUGAAAGAUAAGGUCAUGUACACCUUGCUGAGGAAGCAUCGCCACCAGACUAAGAAGUCCAAUCUUCGCUCUUUGGCUGACAUUGGCAAGACGGUCUCCAGUGCAAGUAGGCUGUUUUCCACCCCGGAUAAUGCACGUAAUCCACUUGAGAGUUCAGUGCCUUGUCUAAUGACUCGCACCUCUGAGGAGGUGUUGCGAGUCCCUGGAAGUCCAAGCAUGGGAUGGCCUAGUAGCCCAACCACUACACAUCGCAACUUGACAUCAAGCAGCUUGAACGAUAUCUCAGACAAGCCAGAGAAAGACCAGCUGAAGAACAAGUUUAUGAAGAAGCUGCCCAGAGAUGCUGAAGCUUCCAAUGUUCUCGUUGGAGAAGUGGACUUCCUGGACAGUCCUUUUGUGGCCUUUGUGAGGCUGCAGCAGGCAGUCAUGUUGGGGGCGCUGACUGAAGUGCCUGUGCCCACCAGAUUUCUGUUCAUUCUGCUUGGACCCAAAGGCAAAGCCAAGUCAUACCAUGAAAUUGGUAGAGCAAUCGCUACCCUGAUGUCCGAUGAGGUCUUCCAUGAAAUUGCGUACAAAGCCAAGGACAGACAAGAUCUCCUCGCUGGCAUUGAUGAGUUCUUGGAUGAGGUCAUUGUCCUUCCUCCUGGAGAAUGGGACCCUGCCAUCAGGAUAGAACCUCCAAAAUCCCUGCCAUCCUCAGAUAAAAGAAAGAACAUGUAUGCUGGAGGGGACAGCACACAGAUGAAUGGAGACACGCCUCACAGCGGUGGAGACGGGGGCGGGGGGCACGCAGUAGGCGAUGAGCUAAAGAAGACAGGGAAGUUUUGUGGAGGCCUUAUUCUUGAUAUCAAAAGAAAAGCCCCAUUUUUCUUCAGUGAUUUCUAUGAUGCACUACACAUCCAGUCUUUGUCUGCCAUUCUUUUCAUCUACCUGGGAACAGUAACCAAUGCCAUCACAUUCGGAGGAUUGCUGGGCGACGCCACAGAGAACAUGCAGGGUGUGCUGGAGAGCUUUCUGGGUACAGCGGUAACUGGAGCCAUCUUCUGUCUCCUGGCUGGGCAACCGCUGAUCAUUCUCAGCAGUACGGGGCCAGUGCUGGUGUUUGAAAGGCUGCUCUUCAACUUCAGCAGGGAAAACGACUUUGACUACCUAGAGUUCCGUCUUUGGAUUGGCCUGUGGUCGGCCUUCUACUGUCUGGUCCUGGUGGCCACUGAUGCCAGCUUCCUGGUGCAGUAUUUCACCCGAUUUACAGAGGAGGGCUUCUCGUCACUCAUCAGCUUCAUCUUCAUCUAUGACGCUUUCAAGAAGAUGCUGAAGUUUACCCAUUAUUACCCAAUCAACCCAGACUAUAAAAUCGAUUAUGUCACGCAGUAUGACUGCAUGUGUAUGGCGCCCACUGAUGUCAAUUCUUCAGAUGUGUUCACUGAUCCACUUGAUUCAACAAUUAUGUGGACUGUAAAUUACAGCGAUACACGCUUGAAUGCCAGCUGGUCCUCCCUGUCAAAGAAGGAAUGCCUGAAAUACGGAGGGGAGCUAGUGGGCAAAGCCUGUGACUUUGUGCCCGACAUCACCCUCAUGUCCUUCAUCCUUUUCUUUGGCACCUACACCUGCUCCAUGUGUCUGAAGAAAUUUAAGACCAGCCCAUUCUUUCCUACUACUGUGAGGAAGCUCAUAAGUGACUUUGCCAUUAUCCUGGCCAUUUUGAUCUUCUGUGGUGUCGACGCUCUGGUUGGGGUAGAGACGCCAAAGCUCAUAGUGCCAAGUGAAUUUAAGCCAACAAGCCCAAACCGUGGCUGGUUUGUGCCACCGUUCGGAGGGAACCCCUGGUGGGUGUACCUGGCAGCAGCUCUGCCUGCCCUGCUGGUCACCAUCCUGCUCUUCAUGGAUCAGCAGAUCACCGCUGUCAUUGUCAAUCGCAAGGAGCACAAGCUUAAGAAAGGUGCAGGCUAUCAUCUGGACCUGUUAUGGGUGGCUGUGCUGUUAGCGGUGUGCUCUUUCAUGGGUCUGCCAUGGUAUGUAGCCGCGACUGUUAUUUCCAUCGCCCACAUUGACAGCUUGAAGAUGGAGACUGAGACGUCCGCCCCUGGCGAACAGCCUAAAUUUUUGGGUGUCAGGGAACAGAGAGUCACUGGUGUCUUUGUCUUCCUUCUCACCGGUCUGUCUGUCUUCAUGUCCCCUAUCCUCAAGUUCAUACCCAUGCCAGUGCUGUAUGGAGUCUUCCUCUACAUGGGUGUUGCUUCACUCAACGGAGUGCAGUUUAUGGACCGACUCAAGCUGCUCCUCAUGCCUGCCAAACACCAGCCAGACCUGAUCUACCUGCGGCAUGUCCCAUUGAGGAAGGUCCAUCUCUUCACCUUUGUCCAGAUGCUCUGCCUGGCGCUCCUCUGGGUCCUCAAGUCCACUGUGGCAGCCAUCAUCUUUCCCGUCAUGAUUUUGGCUCUGGUUGCUGUGAGGAAGGCCAUGGACUAUGUCUUCUCCCAGCAUGACCUCAGCUUCCUGGAUGAUGUCAUACCUGAGAAGGACAAGAAAAAGAAGGAGGAUGAGAAGAAAAAGAAAAAGAAGAAACAAGGGAGCAUAGACAGCGACAUGGAAGAUUCUGACUAUCCUUACAAUGAGAAUGUCCCCAGCAUUAAAAUCCCAAUGGACAUGAUGGAGCAGGAGCCUUUUUUAGGAGAUAAGGCCUCUGACAGAGAAAAGUCCCCUUCAUUCCUCGACCGAUAUUCAUCGUGCUGAAAAGCGGCACUACUUUCAGACAAGUCCGAUGUCAAGUUCAGAGAGACUGCCAUUAAAUGUGCCUCAGAUUAAAAUAGACAUGGACCCAGAUGACAGCAAUGCCUUCUACUGGAGAAGUCGAGGGUCCGAGACGUCCAUAUAACUCCUCCAGCCAAUCUGCAGCAUAGAUUUUAUUAAGCUUAUCCAAUUUGCUGAAAGCCAUUUACCAUGGGAUAUUUUGUAAAAACUCUUCCCCAUCACGGAUCCUUUCUGUGAAGACUUAAGAACGGCUUGAGGAACACUUGUCUUUCACUCACUUAAUUAUUAUGGUUUGCAAAUUGUAAUCCCUAAACUACUAUGCAAUUCAGUUCAUUGUUUCACUUAUGUGCUGAGCUGUAGAGAAAUGCUGUAGCUGUUUCCCACAAUUCCAGAACUACUUCCUCCAUUAUUCAUCCAAUACAAUAUGAAUCUUUCCACCAAAUUCACUUACCAUGCCACUAUUUUCCUUUUAUUUUUUGCUGCUCUACCUCUGUUUUGCAUGGUAGGCAUUAUGUAAAAAAAAAAAAACACUUUUCACGUUUUUUUAUUUUUUAUUUGCACAGCAUGAGAUUUUAAUGUUGAUCUUUUUUAGUGUAUAUCUUGAGCAAACUAUUCAGCAAAUUAUUUCUGUUAUGAUGAGAGCGAACAACUGUGACAUAAUAUAUUGUAAUAUUUAACUUGAUUUAACUUUUAAAUGAUGAUUAAUGUUAUUGAUUGGCACUGAACCAGCUGUUUUUCAUAGUUUCAUUUAAUAUAUAAUGUGGUAUUAAAUUUUAUUUGUUUCCUUUAACAAACAAUGUUUAUGCCUAAGUAUCCAAACAUUUUCUAAUAAGCUUGAUUAAUUAAGAAAGCCUAAUUCAUUUUGAUUUUCAAGUCUUGUUAGACAUUUGCUUCCUCACCUGGUUUUGGAAACCAUAAAAGGUCUACAUGUGUAAACCUACAUGUACUCUGUCAUCCUGCAAAUUAUUUACCUAAGUGGCUUAAACCUGAAUUGCAAUAAUACAUGAAAUUCCUUUAGGUUUAAGAUUUUUUAUUAUUAUUAUUUGUGCACUAUUUACAUGAUGUCUAGCAUUGAAUGUCUUAUUGUGUAAUUUGUUAAAAUAAGUCACAAAAUGUCAACAGUGGUAUGCAUUUGAAUGAAGAUUUUCAGAGGACAGGGAAAUAUGUCAUACAGUGCAUGUCUAAAACAUGUUUUCUUUGAGCCUUGAUUCUUCAAGAACCCAAAAUACUAUAUUGAUUCCUGCUAAUUUGUCAUUAUUCUCCCACCUUUUCAUCACUUCUCCUCUUUCUUUCAAAAAACAUACAAAAAAAAAUCAAUAGAUCUUACAGAUACUGUCAUUUCAAAAUCAACUUUGAACCUUGUAAGUAUACGAUUUUUAACUUAUAUAUUUUUGGGGGUACAUAAAAACACGAAAUUAUUGUGAAAGCAUGUCUGGGGAAAUUCUUGAACGUUUUAAGCAAUGCUAAAUAUUAAUUGUAGAGUGUGUAACUGAAACUUUUUUAAUCAAGUUUUGUGACUUUUUUGAAACAAAACAGCUGAAAUUAUUUUAGAAUUUAUAUUUUUCAAAGGAAAUGAAUAUUAAAAAUGAACAGAAUUUAUUAAA